Messenger RNA from Polyodon spathula (Mississippi paddlefish), 2300 nucleotides. Its product is annotated as nuclear receptor subfamily 2 group C member 1-like. Gene Ontology annotation, biological process: cell differentiation; negative regulation of transcription by RNA polymerase II; anatomical structure development. The coding region runs from base 247 to 2175 and encodes 642 amino acids. Gene Ontology annotation, molecular function: zinc ion binding; nuclear receptor activity; RNA polymerase II cis-regulatory region sequence-specific DNA binding. The record is from RefSeq and is a predicted model, not a curated record. NCBI's taxonomy places the organism in Eukaryota, Metazoa, Chordata, Actinopteri, Acipenseriformes, Polyodontidae. The transcript is spliced from 16 exons.
GAACUCUGACCCUCUCUGGAGCUGCAGCAACCAGCAGAAACAUACACUUUUAUUAAAUAUUAGCGUACAAAAAACUUCAAAUUCAGGCCAGGGUCCCCGCUCAACAUGCCCAUCUCCCCUGGUUAUGCAUUUGGGCCAGCCGUGGAGGAGAUGCUGCAGCAGUCUCACGGGGCGAGGGAGUCGUCAAAACAGAGCUACUGCACCCCAGACCUUGCUGUAAAUUAGAUUACCAGGAAGUGCCAAUGAAUGACCAUCAUGACGACUGUGGAAGAACUGGUGCGUCAGAUAGUUGAACAGCAAAUGGUAGAGGUCUCUUCAUCCCAUGGGACUACAGUAGGACGACACGUAAUGGAUAGCACAGGACAAAGAUUACAGAUUGUUCCUGCAGACAGUGGCAUGGCCUUAGCACAGCACAUACAGAUUGUCACAGACCAGCAAACCGGCCAGAAAAUUCAGAUUGUAACGGCUGUUGAUCAGGCAUCAGCGGGGAAGCAGUACAUCCUGACCAAUUCUGGUUCUACACCGGGCAAGGUGAUCUUCGCCAGGCAGGACCACUCACAGGGAAAAGUCAUCUUGGCAACGCCCGAUGGGACCGGCGUCAACCAGCUGCUUUUUACUUCAUCUGACAUGGCGACACAGCAGUUCCAGAUUGUUACAGAUUCUGGAUCAGCAGAGCUAUCCCCAUCAAAACCUAUAAUUGAAUAUUGUGUGGUGUGUGGCGACAAGGCAUCGGGGCGCCACUAUGGGGCAGUGAGCUGUGAAGGCUGCAAGGGGUUCUUCAAAAGAAGCAUCAGGAAGAACCUUGUGUAUACCUGUAGAGGGACCAGGGACUGCGUCAUCAACAAACACCACCGUAACCGUUGCCAGUACUGCCGGCUGCAGCGGUGUGUUGGCUUUGGGAUGAAACAGGACUCUGUUCAGUGUGAACGGAAGCCAGUUGAAGUUUCCAGAGAAAAAUCAAUAAACUGUGCAGCCUCCACGGAAAAGAUUUACAUCCGAAAGGAUUUGCGCAGUCCCCUGGCUGCCACUCCCACAUUUGUAACAGACAAGGAGACUUGCAGGGCCACAGGUUUGCUGGAUCCAGGAAUGCUUCUGAACAUUCAGCAGCCUUUCCCAAAGAUUGAGAAUACAAUGACAAUGUCAUCACCUGAAAAGAGCGACUCUUACGAAGGUGAUUUAAGCACGCUAGCGAAUGUGGUCACAUCACUUGCACACCUGAGCAAGUCAAAGGAUUUGAGCGACAGCAACGCAGACUUGUCAACAAUGGAGACCUUAAGUAACGGCGUUAGUUCUGUGACUGAAAUACAACAGGGAGAGCAAUCAACAAGUGAAAUCACAAGAGCCUUUGAUACACUUGCAAAAGCACUGGACCCAGCCGAGCAUCUCCCAGCUGAACAUGUGGAAUCCAACAUGCAGCUGGUGUCAGGAGAUCAGUCUGGAAGCAUUAUAGAAAUUGAAGGUCCUAUCCUAAGUGAUGUCCAUGUUGCUUUUAAGCUUACAAUGCCUUCACCUAUGCCUGAAUACCUUAACGUUCACUACAUCUGUGAAUCCGCGUCAAGGCUGUUGUUCCUGUCUAUGCAUUGGGCACGCUCUAUUCCUGCUUUCCAAGCACUGGGGCAGGACAACGAAAUAACUUUGGUGAAAGCAUGUUGGAAUGAACUCUUUGCAUUGGGCCUAGCACAGUGUUCACACGUUAUGAACGUGGGCACCAUUUUAACUGCCAUUAUAAAUCACCUCCAGAGCAGUUUACAACAAGAUAAAUUAUCAGCAGACAGGGUCAAACUUGUAAUGGAGCACAUCUGGAAGAUGCAAGAAUUCUGUAACAGCAUGACUAAUCUGUGCCUGGAUUCUUACGAAUAUGCAUACUUGAAAGCUAUUGUUCUCUUUAGCCCUGAUCAUCCAGGCAUAGAUAAUACUCUUCAGAUUGAAAAGUUCCAAGAAAAGGCAUACAUGGAAUUACAAGAUUAUGUCACCAGAACCUACCCAGAAGAUACUUACAGAUUGUCAAGGCUCCUUCUGAGGCUACCGGCAUUGAGACUGAUGAGUGCAGCCAUCACAGAAGAAUUAUUCUUUGCUGGCCUCAUAGGAAAUGUACAGAUCGACAGCAUCAUCCCCUAUAUUCUGAAAAUGGAAACAGCAGACUAUAACAGCCAGAUAAUUAGUUCUUCCCUUUAAGUAUAGCAAGUAGGUGAAAUAGGCUAACAGCAAAUUUAGCAUUUGUACAUAAAUGAAUUGUUCAAAAAUACAGUUAAAAACUGUACAAUUGUUGCAAUUGAAAUAAACCUGGCUUUUACCUAUAA